Messenger RNA from Danio aesculapii, 2320 nucleotides. RefSeq names its product general transcription factor IIF, polypeptide 1 (gene gtf2f1). NCBI's taxonomy places the organism in Eukaryota, Metazoa, Chordata, Actinopteri, Cypriniformes, Danionidae. Gene Ontology annotation, biological process: transcription initiation at RNA polymerase II promoter; positive regulation of transcription elongation by RNA polymerase II. Gene Ontology annotation, molecular function: TFIIF-class transcription factor complex binding; DNA binding; RNA polymerase II general transcription initiation factor activity. The transcript is spliced from 14 exons. The record is from RefSeq and is a predicted model, not a curated record. The coding region runs from base 212 to 1834 and encodes 540 amino acids. Gene Ontology annotation, cellular component: transcription factor TFIIF complex; nucleus.
GAAGAAGAUUCGUCGUUAAUGGCUUGAGCUGCUUGUGUCUACUUGUAACUUUGUGUUUCGUUUUAAUUCGUACAAGAAAGCAUAUAUCAGCGAGCUUAGGCACUGUGAAAUAAGGUAGAAAAGCGGAUUGCCCCUACACAGAUCAACAUUGCCAUAGCACAGCUAAUGUUUAAGAUUUACGGUUAUUAACAGUACUUCUUGAUCUGCAGUAAUGACGUCACUGGGUUCACAGGGGAGCAGCAGUUCAUCCUCAACGGAGUAUGUAGUACGGGUUCCAAAAAACACCAAUAAGAAAUACAGCAUAAUGGCCUUUAAUGCUGGUGAUAAAGUCAGUUGUUCCACAUGGACUCAGGCUCGUAUGGAGCGGGACAUGAGUAAUAGACGUAUAUAUGGUGAGGAGGAGACUCAAGAGGGGGCAGCAGGGAGUGAGUUUGGGAAAAAACAGAGAGAAGAAUCAAGGAGGAAGAAGUACGGCAUCAUUACAAAAGAGUUCAAGGUGGAGGACCAGCCGUGGAUCCUUAAGGUUAACGGCAAGGCAGGAAGAAGAUUCAAGGGUAUAAAAAAAGGGGGCGUCACAGAGAAUGCGUCCUACUACAUCUUCACACAGAGUGCUGAUGGUGCUUUUGAGGCAUUUCCCGUGCACGCCUGGUACAACUUCACACCGCAGGCCAAGCAUCGCACGCUCACAGCUGAGGAAGCAGAAGAAGAGUGGGGCAGGAGAAACAAAGUGGUGAACCACUUCAGUAUUAUGCUCCAGCGGCGUUUGCGAGAACAGGAGCGAGGAGGAGGAGGAGAUGAGGAUGAGGAGGAAGGAGAAAAAGGGGCAAAGAAAAAGAAGAAGGGAGGCAGAGGAGGUGACCUGCGAAUUCAUGACCUCGAGGAAGAUUUGGAAAUGAGCAGCGAUGAAAGUGAUGGCAGCAAUGGAGACGGUGAGGAUGAUGAAGCCAAGGCGAAAGCUAAAAAGGAAAAAGGUGCCAAAGGCAAGGGAAAGAAGAAAAAGAAAAAGGGCAGCGACUUAGAAGGAUUUGAGGACAGUGAUGAUGGUGACUUUGAGGGUUUGGAGGUGGACUACAUGUCUGAUGAGAGCAGUUCUGAAGAAGAAGAGCCAGAGAAGACCAAGCCCAAUAAGGCAGAGGAUGUUCCUAAAGGGAUUGAUGAAAUGUCUGAAAGUGAGGAAGAGAGUGAGGAAGAGACCAAGAAUGAGGAAGAGAAUAAGGAAGAGGAAGAGGAGGAAGAUGGGAAGAAGACGCCAGUGCAGGUGGAAAAGAAGAAAAAGAAAGACAGCAGUGGCGAGUCCGACAGCUCCGAGGACAGUGAUAUUGAAGGAGAGGCAGCGUCAGCACUGUUUAUGGUGAAGAAGCGCACACCUCCUAAGCGAGGAGGUGGCCGUGGCUCAGCAGGAAGUUCAAGAACAGGUAGUCGACCAGGCACACCAUCUAUUGAUAACGCUGCCACUUCCAACACUCUCCGCGCUGCUGCCAGCAAACUGGAGCAAGGUAAGCGACAAACGACUGUGCCAAGCUCAGAGACUCCAGCAGCCAAGAGAUUAAAGAUGGAGCCCAGUCCUCAGAGCUCCUCAGGGAAAAGCACACCGCAGCCAGCGUCAGGGAAAUCCACCCCCAGCGCCAGUGAUGUGAUGCUGACAGAGGAUGCGGUGCGCAGGUAUCUCAUCAGGAAGCCUAUGACCACUAAAGACCUGCUAAAGAAGUUCCAGACUAAACGCACAGGCCUCAGCAGUGAGCAGACAGUCAAUGUGCUCGCGCAGAUCUUGAAGAGGCUCAACCCAGAGAGGAAGAACAUCAAUGACAAGAUGCACUUCUACCUCACUGAGUGAAACUCUGAGCAUCCAUCACCAGCAGCCUGUCCUUCAGGAAUGCAGCUCAUUUUGGUGAACACCUGCUUUGUUUUGCUGUCAUUUUGCUUUUGACAGUCCAGUGUUUAAUCACAGUAGUUUUCAAACUGCAACUCAUUGAGUUAAAGCGGAAAAUACCGGAGGUCAAGAGUAAAAUGACAAAGAAAAUGUUGAAAAGAAAGAUAGCACAGUAAGUUUUUGUAUAUUGUAGACAUAGGAAAUGUGUGUUUGUAAAUUUCACAUUUAUGCAUCUUAAUGAGAGGCUGGUUAAUGCUUUUCCAAGAAAGAAAUUUAAUAAGGACUUUACUCAGAAAAUGAAUGCACAGAUGUGGCUUUUAUUACACACUCAUUUGUUCUCAUAGAUUUUUUUUAACUGGUUUAACAUUGUGCUGAUUAAAAAAACUGUAAAAGGUACCACAUUUGCUGGCGUUUCCCCUUUGUAGUACAUUAAAUUUGUUCUGAAAUAAA